AUGACCUUAGUCCCCACCGUCCUGCAAACCCCCAACUCGCCGUUGUAUCGGCGGCGCCGGCGACAGAGCACGUUCAGCUACGGGAAACCCGACCGACCCGCCACCCCGCCCAUUCCGACGCUGACGCUUCAGCGCGGGCGGACCCAGUCCAGUGCGGCGUCGGCGGCGGCGGCGGGCGGGGCGGUCCGGGUCGUGUGGGACAAGUCGGGCACGUGCACGGUGCGCGCCCUGCCCAACGGGUCGGUGGCCAAUUGCGUGAGCACGAACACGGCGGCGACAGGCAUGACGCUGGGCUCGCUGCCCGCAGAGGCGGGCCAAACCCAGGACGCGCGCUCCGCUGGUCAUACGAGCGCGAUUGCCAAUAACUCUACCACCGUGGCGGCGUUCAAUCCUCCAGUGUUUCAACGCAAAACAACACUACCUACGGGUGGCCUGCCACUGUCGACUAUUUCCACGAGCUUUAGUGGCUCGAUUGCACCGAAUUGCUCCAUACCGAGCGGUCCGUCCAACUUCCCGGUGAUCGCUCAAGGCUACAGCAACACCUCAACCCAGGUCCUCGGAUUUCCCGGUCUUUCGUCGGCCAGUCCCAGCUUCAACGCAUUAAACCAAUGCACAUGUAAUGCGAUGACCGCCUACUCAUCCUACUCCACGCUCACGACGCCCAAUCCGGCUAAGCCGCAUCUGGUCGACCCCACCAUGUACCCGUCGCGUGCUCCGUCCGCGAUGAGUGCGUUGGCGGGCGGGGCGCGCUCAGUGCAUCCGGCCACCACGCCGCCACCAUGCCCACUGCAUUCGGAGCCCCAGAGGCGUUUCAGCAUGUCCGCGCAACAGUUGGGGCAGAGCCGGUUCCGGCACAAAAUCGGCUCCUAUUGGCGCAGCUUCGAACUGUACACGGACAUACCGAAGGCGGAGAUGACGCGCACUUCGUCCAUGAUUCGGAAGCGAUUGGCAAUGCUGGAGAGUUUCGACGCGAUAAAAGGUUAAGAGGGCUCUUUGCACUGUCCAAUUUUUAGGGAAUAUUCUGUCUUUUUCUCAGACUGUUUGGAAAAUAAUGCGGAUUUGUUGCAGCAAAGGUUCGCCUGGCCGCAAUAGCGCAUCAAAUCCCCAUCUGCGGCAAACCGUUGCAAAACGAUGAUGGGCGAUUUAAAGGCGCAAAAAAUCCACAUUAUUUUCCCGACAAACUGAUAUCAGUCUGUCGGGAAAAUAAUGAGCACAAUGUCGCUGCCUCACUCACAUUGUAGCAGUGAAAAAAAUUCAAUUUUGUCGCGACACAAGUUUAUUUUCGAUGCGACAAUGACCACAUUAUUUUCCCGGCGGGCUGAUAAUUUUCUAUGAUGCUAUAUUCAUAGUCCUAAAUUUCGGAUAACCACGCCACUCCGGCCUGCCAACAACAUCAUUCCAAGUUUUUGAUUCUUUAUUUUUUUCCUUGACCCCCUGGCCGUUGGCCUUUGUUCUGCGAUUAAUUUAGCCUUCUCUAAUCCCCGGAGGGAGCUUAUAACUUGUAAUAUUGGUAACUCUCUAAUGCGACCUGCUUCCGGCGCUGAGAACGGAGUUGUUUUGCAUGCGCUAACGGGUCAAUAGGGAGGUAAUUUACGGCCCAACAAUAAGUGGGACUUUUUGGGCAAUUAGUAGGACUUGUUUGAGCGGCGACCCCAACAGACUCAUAAAACUGUAAUACGCAGAUAUAGUUCGAUUCAUGCAAAAAUUUAACGGUUUUUUUUUAUCUUUUAAGAAUCUUCAGAAAUUGCUGAGUAAACAAGCUGUUGAAUAGCCGUUUUUUUUUUUGGCUCUUAACACGGUUAAUUUGGCAGUUUCUCGAGAAUCCCGUUAAUUUUAGCCUGAUAACCAAAAAAAAUAUUUUUCUUUCGACCACUGUGGCCUGGAUUUUUUGUUCUGGAGGGUAAAAAAUUCUUGACAUGUUUUCGCACAGUGCGGUGGGCGUUGCGAAGUGGCUUAACGCGACAAACCAUCUGCACGGUGCGAAUGAAAAACGCACUGUGCAGUUUCGACAUAAGCUUUGAUCGCGUUUUCCAAAAGCAUUCAUUUUGCACUGUGCAUGGUCGGCGUGCACCGUGUAUUGCACACAUUGCGACAAGUUUUUCGGGCGAUGGCGCACUGUGCAAACAUUUUUGACAUGUCUGCACAGUGCGCCGUCGUGCAAACAACUUGUCGCGCCGCGACAAGCAAAAUUCACGGUGCACUGCGACUCCGCACACUGCAAAAAGAUUGUUUUGAAAAAGGUAAACAACGCACAGUGCGCUCUUCUUUCGCACCCCGCCAAAUCUUUAUCGCGCGACACCUUGUCGCAACACCGAAUUCAUGCGCCCGCACGGUGCAAAAACAGGUCAAGAGUUUUUGGCCCGUCCGGUUCUUACGCCAGCAAACUCAUGAUGCAAAAAUAGUCGAAAAAAAAAUCGGAAGUCCUAAACUCGACCAAUUUUUUAUUUGAUUCUUUUCCGGAGAUUUAUUGGACACGCAAAUUGGCCAAAUUCGCAAAAUGCCCUGAGGGUAAAUAGAAAAAAUUCAAAGAACAGACUUGUCAUGUCUGAAUUUCUGGAAAAUGGGAAAAAAUAGCAAAAAAAUUUUUUUAACGACGCUAAUAUCCGCCUUUUUGCAGAGGAAAAGUCCAAUGGCGAUGUGCGCUUCGAUGUGAGCGAUGCGGACGGAAACCCGCACAAGAGGUCCGCCGCGCAGACAAAGAGCAUCCGUCGGAGACAGAGUGGCUACGGUAUCACCAUCACAAGGUGGGUUUGCAAAUUUUUUUUCCCGAAAUCUUUCUUUAGUAGCAGUAAAAAUGUACAGUGUAAAGUUAUUGAAAGAUGUAAAAAGUAAUUGUAAAAGUAAAAAGUUUAAAGGGCAAGUUACUUCCGUGCUUGCAAAAUUUGAGUUUUGUAGUGCAAACGACCAUUGAUGACGUAGGAAUUUUUUUAUUUUGCGGUUUACCGUCAAAGGUAGGGCGCAAGCUGCCAAACAAAAGGUGUGUAAAAAAGAAGGAUUAACGCACAAAAAAAUGUCUUUGGGACCAGUUGCACAAGUUUUAAGUGUUAAAAUGUCAUUUUGCCCAAAAAUUGAUUGAAAUCCAUGAUUUUCCGCUAACACCUGGGCGCAGACUACCAACUCAAAAAUAAACAGGAAUUAUAUCUCAAAGGUCAAAUUAAAAUUUUUAAGUAUGUUUUUAUGUCUAGCAUUUAUAAUUUGAUCAUCUUGCACCUGUUUGAACCUAAUUUUACGUCAAACCUAGGGCGCAGUUCGCCAAUCUAAAAAAUCCGCCAUUUAGCCUGAAACUCAUUUCAAAGUAAUCAGAAACGACAAAGAAGAUGAAAUACAUGUCUCUUGACACUACCACAUCAAAAAAAUUUGCAAUUUUUUAAUUUUCUUUGUGAAGAACAACUUUUUUUUCCUUCUAAUGUUCUUUGAUGCGCCCAAUUCAAGUAUUCAUGAAGCGACUUGUUAAUCUUAUUUAUGAAAAAAGUACAGCCAAGAAAGGAAAUUUAUUUUCGCAAAAAUUAGAGGCUAACUUUCCGAAGCAGGUGCGAAUUAUUUUUAGUUUAGGGAUUUUUUGUUUUUUUAGGAUUUCGAGUUUGCUUACUUUUUGUUUUUUGAAAGUAAUCUUUGUCUGGCUGGAAGAUAAUUUGAGUUAAAGGGGAUAUUUAGGAUAUUUAGAACCCUUUGGUGGUUUCGGUUUUAUCUCUUGAGAUUUAAUUUGCUCGAAAAAAGUUUUUUUUUGGCUUGAAAUGAGCCAAAUAGAAUUUAGGGUCGAGUUUGAGAGUUGACUCGUUUUUGAGUCGUAUCUGGGGGUUGGAUAAAAAGUGCGGGGGUUUUUAGAGACUAGAAGGAGCAUGGGAUCUAAAUAUAUCGUUUUUUUACUCAGAAACUUUUGACUGAAAAUCACAAAAUAAUUUUUUUUAAGUUUGUCAUUAUCAACCCAGAAAUUCCUCUAAAAAUUUAAAAUUCCAUGACGAACCCGCAUUCAGUGUAGACCCUUGUUUUUCCUCUGCAAAACAAAUCAAAUUCUCAUCAAUUACCCGCAAUGAUUUAUUUAUCAUACCGAGAUAUCAUAAAACUUUAAUGAAAACGUCGAAUUUCUCAAGUGACGAUUACUCUUUAUCUCUUAUGUAAUCAAAUUAUUCAAAUUCCAUUAUUUUCCGGGAAAUUCAAAAAAUUUGUGAAAUUUUUCAAUUUUCGCCGAAGCCAGGUGAUUUUGAAGGGAUGGCUUUGUGGGCUUAACAUCUGGCCAGGAAAGCGUUCUAAUGAAACAUGUCUGGAGGGUGGGAGGCACACGUAAUUGGGGAUUAGGGACAAUAGGGAGGGCAUAAAUUGGCCAAUGCUUUUGAAUUUUAUCAUGUCGGAAAAAAGUACUCAAUCGAAAUGAUGACUUUUUUUGUCAUUUUGCAAAAAAAAUAAUGGUGCUGUUGACUAUAUUUUGACUUAUUUUUGAUGGAUUUUGUAGUUUUUCGUUAUUGUAAUGCUCUUGGGAAAACAAAAUGUAAUCAAAUUUUUGCAAUUUUUCGAAAUUUUUUUAAAAAUACUACAGAUUUUUUUUGUAAAUUUUUUAAUGAAACUGGUCACUAUACAGUUUGAAGUUUUCGAAAACCAAAUUUCGAUUUAAAUUGUAAUAACACCCACUUCCGGUUCAAACGUUUCCCUCAUUUAUCCAUACGUCUUUUCCUCGUCAUUUCCAAUAGUUCCUCGGAACUUUCCGAGCUUCUGAAGUCAUUCCAGGUCAUCUUUCCGUGGAAUUCGGGCUUUAGCUCAUCUCAAACUCAAUUUCCCUUCAUUUCCGUUGUGGCACAUCUUUCUCCCGUUUUUUGGUGACUAAUCCUUUGGAUUAGAGUAAUUACAAGUGCUUGUCUUUAGGUACUAGUGUUCAUUUUCGGUUAUUACCCAGUCGUCCUUAGUUUUUGAGUACAUUCAACGGUGGUGCGGGCAAUAUAUAGCUUUUGUUUGAUUGUCAAUAUUUUUCUCCGUUUUCUUGCUUUGAUUUGAUUAUACGGGAUUUUUCUCUCCGAAGAGGGAAGUAAAGCGGAUUUUCGAGAUCUCCGGCUAAGCAAACUGAGGGAUUAGGGGUUAGAAUAUAAGGUAAAAUACGUUCUGCCAAUCGUCACCACAGUUUGGAAUUUCAAUUUUUCAACUUUUUUCUUGUGGCUGACUCUAAAUUCAAAAAAAGUUUUGUAAAAAUCUCAGGGAACCAUCACUAUUUUUUAAAUUUAUUUUUGCCUUGGUCCCCCCUUACCAUUCAUUUUUUCCAAAAAAUCCAAAAAUUUUUUUUCGACUUUGAAAUAUUACUAAACGGCUCAAUUUCAAAAUCAUAUUAUACCCUCAAUGAAGUAACACUCAUCUUACGUGUGGUCUGCCCCUGGGAUUUGCGUGUUCGGCCUCCAAUUUCUGGCUCUCUUAGCUUUCAGCUGUCCGGUCUAAUAAAAUGAAUCCUGCCCUUUUAGAGGAAGGCCGUCAAGUGUUAGGAUGAAGACAAAAAAACCCGAAAACACUAAAAAAACUUGUGUUCUUGGCGAUUUUAUUUUCGUUAAAAUGGCUUUUCUGUCGAGGGGUUUUUGAGUUCUCGAAAAAAAUUAUUUUUUUUUUUUGAUUUUUGAGGCUAAUUUUUAGCUAGCCCGAAGGUUAAAAAGCUCUUUUUUUACGUGACUUUAAAGCCUUUGCAAUUAUGUAGCAGCCAGUGACGUGACGCUUGUUGAAGGAGGCCUCAAAUUGUAGCCUUUCAUAAGCCUUUUAUAAGCAUGUUUGGCGAAUCUGGGAAGUGACUUUAUUCCCAUUCUAAGCAUGGCAAUUCAACAGACAAAAGGCUCAAAAAUUAAAACUCUCCUUUCCCUUUUACAAAGCUUUUAUUUUCGCCGUUGUAAUGACCCUUUCCUCUCGAAUAUUAUGUAUGUAGAAAAGAGGCAGUGCUAUCACAUUUCCUUCAAUUUUUGUAGGAUUUUGUGGGCGUUGAACCGGUCUUAAUUGCCGACGGAUUCAUUGUUUACAUAUGUCGGGCUAAGAUCCAUCUCGCAAGGGAAAUUCAAGCCUGCAAAAAACUUGACUCCGAGUUUCUGAGGGGCCGCACCGUGCAAGCAAAAACCCUUAUUUUGCACUGUGCGGUUGACAUCUUGCACCGUGCGACCGAGAUAUCGCCGCGACGCAAGUUUUUUUCAAUUCUGCGUUGUCGCGAAUUUUUACGAGCGCGACAGGCAAUUGCACAGUGCAGAAAAGUUCAAAAGGCUCGCGCACCGUGCAAAAAGAGGCAAAAAAUUUUUUGCGGCGCACAGUGCAUUUUUCCGCUUUUUGCACUGUGCAUUCUGUCGCGCUCGAAGAAUUCGCGGCGCACAGUGCAUUUUGCCGCUUUUUGCACAGUGCAAUGUCUGUCGCGUUCGUGCAGUUUGCAGCGACAAGCUUCAAAAGCCUUGCGUCGCGGCGAUUUUUUGAUCGCACGUUGCAAAAGGUCAACUGCACGGUGCGGGAACCCUGCGACAAAAGUCUCAUUUUUGACGAAGCGUAGUGCGCCAAGCUUUAUCAAAAUCCGACUUGUAUCCCUCCGGCAAUUUCUCUGUCUUCCAAAUUUAGCCCUUUGAAAGUUACGAUAAAAAAUAGCUAUCCAUCUUCUCUCUUCUCCACCUCCCAAUCUACUCUUUGAUCACCGCAAUUUACCCCAUGUUUUUGAUGGAAUUCCCAAUGAGUUUGAACUGUCUAUGGCACUCCAAUAUUCAUGUGUUUAUAAGCUGGAAGCCAGCUGUUAACCUUGAUGUGGAUUUGGUAUGCAUAAGUAGGGGGAGGUUAGAAAAUGCAUUGAAACUUUAGGCGGGGUGCUGGAAGGUGAUGGGUAAAUUAUGGUACUUUUCGGGUUCUUCCGACUUUAUAAACUGGAAAAAGGGGGUAAGAAAAAAGUAUUCUGCUUUCAGUAGUAUACCUUUUCAUCAUAUUGUAUCAGAGAAAAUACCCCAAGUAAAACGCUCAGACUCUUAUGAGACAUGGCCCAUAUUUUGACUAGUUUUUUUCUUCGACUUGUAGGUGAAAAUCGCAGCUUGUGCUUAGCAGAAACGACAGAGAUUUUUAGGUCGAAAGUUGACGAAAAUUUGCCACUUUUUUACCUUCCAUAAAUAGAUUUGUUAUAUUUUAUUCAUUAAUCCUUUAUAAAUUACACAUAAAUAUGUAUGAUAUAACCAAAUCCUUCUAUUUAUCGUGGAAAAAUCUUCCAAGAACUUUGGUUUCCCAUGAAUUUUUCUUCAGAGAACACGCUCAAAGCGCCACCCUAUUUCAGUGAAGUUUGGGUCAAAUUUAGGUUGAUUUUUUCUAAGAUUUAUUCAAGACUUUCUAAGACUUAUGCUGGCUCGCGCACUGCAAGAACAACUGAGAUUUUGAACCCAAAAGUUGACGAAAAUUUUACUUUUUUUUGCGAAGAUAUCCAUCAGUAAUUAACACCUUGUUUUUAUCGGAGAAGGCAACUUUUCUGCAAGAAAUAAAUUGUCAUCACGCAAAGUUUGUGGAGAUAUGGCAAAAAGCGUUUUUUUUCUCUGACUGCUCUCCGAAUUUGGCGUUCUCUCUCGUCGACGGAGAACGUUGAAUAUCUUAGCUACCCUUGCAAAACGCAGGCUAAAAUUUUCAGGAAUUCAUACGCGACCUAUGCAAAACUUAUUUGCAAAACUUCAAAAAAAUCUGAAAGUUCCAUUCCAAUCUAAAAUUAGUUGUUAUCGUCAAAAAUUCAAUUAACUUUCUCACUUUUCGUCACAUUCCUUCUCCUCCGAUUUUCGCAGAGAAAACUGUAAACAAUCAAUUACCAUGUAAAUGGCCGCAAAUCUCUUUAUUCCCCUCCAAUGUUAUAUAAUGACAUGGCUUGACGUGUCGAAUACAUUUGUAGGCGACCAGAGAGUAGAAGCGAUGUCUUUACGGUGUUUUCGGAUGACUCAAACGUUUUAUUUGUCACUUCCUGACAAGGUGUUUGUUCAUAUCCGCGAAAAUACUAAGGGAUAUUUGAAGAAUAAUGAUAAAUUUGCGGGAGAUUAGAGGAUAGGGAGAAGGGGGAGGGUUUAGAAGGUAUUUAGACUUGUUUUUCAUAUGUUUUCCGGAAAUACGGUCGGUUUUGGAAGCAAAAAAUAUUGUAUUGAUAGCUGUUUUGGUAUACGUUAACUUUCUCAUCUACUUUCAUCCCUGUUUUUGUCGAUUUUUUUGGAGAAAAAGUAAAAAUUUUGGAGAAAAAAAGAAAAAAAGUCCAUUUUUUGGAAAGCGAUUUUUGCAGGUCUUGAAAAUCGGAUUGCUUUGAGAUUUGGAAUAGAUAAUUUAGAGGGACUAACAAUCAGUACUCAAAAAUUUCAGCCUCUGGUUUGCAUGAGUAGUCAAGAUAUUUAACGUUUUCUGCAGGCAUAGGGAAGAACAUCUGUUUUUGAUGAUUUUUCGAUCUAAAAAUCUCGGUAGCCUUUUUAAAAUUUGAGCUAACAAUCUCAAGUAUGUAUGAGAAGAUGGCAAUUUUUAUUUUUCUCAAGUCUUAUCAAAAUCAGCCACAGUAAAUUUUUCCAAAAAUUGCCUUGGUCCCCCCUGACCAUUAAAAGAAUCUCUACAGCUUUUACAGCUACCUCUUCUUUGUCUUCCAAUCCUCUCCUACGUUGGUAUCGUCUUAAUUUCCCCGCAAAACAAGGAAGUCUGCAUGAAAUCCGCUCUAAUUUUGUCCUUGCUUAUCAGACCAAUGGCAAUAGUGCACCUUUGCGCAAUCAAAUUUUACACAACCUUCGUUUCCCAUAAGCCAUUAAGGUGGGCAUUCAAAGUAACGUCUCGCGACAAGCUCAUUUCCGAUUAUUAUGGGAAAUAUGAAAAAUACCCAGAGGCGAUGAGUUGUUUUUCUCCUCUCGAGCACGGUUUUAAUCAUGCUUUUUGUCUUGAGAGCAAAAAUCACGAGAAAUUUUUUGAAUUUUUUUAAUUUUGAGGUUUAAAUCUCGGUGGUUUCUGCAAAGCGCGAACUGAAAAGCAUUGUUUAUGCGUUAAUAAAUUUGUUCUAGAUUUUUUUCCAAGUAAGAUGAAAAUCCGAGAGCCUUCAUAAAAAAAAUUUCAAAAUUUUUGCCUUGGUCCCCCCUUACCUCUCAUAAUUAUCAAUUUUUUGAUCUUUUGAUGUAAAAAUCUCGGCGAUUUCUGCAAAGCGCGAGUUAAAAACCUCACAUGUGUGUCGUAGAUGCCCAUUUUAAAUUUGUAUUAAGUUUCACGAAAAUCUGAGGUACCUUUUUUAAAAAAAUUUCCAAAAUUCCUCCCUUGGUCCCCCUUACCCCCCAAAAUUGUCAAUUUUUUGAUCUUUUGGUGUAAAAAUCUCCGUAAUUUCUGCAAAGCGCGAACUAAACAUCUCACACCUGUCUUGUAAACAUUUAUUUUAAAUUUGCAUUAAGUUUCACUAAAAUCUGAGGUACUUUUUUUUUUAAAUUUCCAAAAAUUCUCCCUUGGUCCCCCCUUACCUCCAAAAAUUUUUGUGUUCGUUUUUUGCAAACCAGACCAAAAAUUGACAAUUACUUUUCUUGCUAAUUCACUAACACGUCCCCACGCAGUAAUUGAGGCUUGAGAACCGGGAUGUUUUUCUUCCUCAAGAGCUUAUCGGAAUUUCAGAUGUUGCCGUCUGAAAUCGAAGUAGGAAGGGAAUUAAAGAGGAGUAAAAUCUGGAAAAUAAGAUCUCCGGGUUGCCGUUUAUUUAUUUGCAAUUCUGUUUUGGAGGCUAAGGAGGAUGUUGCAAGGGAAUUUAGGCCCUUCUCUUCUUCAUUAGGCCAAAAUUGAAUCCCGAAUUUUUGUUGACUUGCUUUUUUUUCAUUUUGGCCUUUGACAAUUUAAGGCAGACUAGAGAUGAGGGCGAGGGGAUUUUUACGUACUUUGUGAGCCAAUUUUUCUAAAGAAAGUUCAAAAAAAUGAUUCUAAUCGAACUGGGCUCAAGAAAUUCUCUGUUUUCGGGUCUUUUCGGUCAAAAAACCACCGAGAUUUCUGCAAAGCGCGAGCUAAAACUCUCGUAAAUGCCUUAGAAAGUUGCAAUUUAAAUUUUUCUGAGGUUAAAAGCCAAGGUGCCCAAAAAAAUUUCAAAAAAUAUCCCCUUGAUCCCCCCUUUUAUCAAACUUUUCAAAAAAGACGCCCGGUACCCUCAAGGCUUAGAUUUUCUUAAAAUUUUGCUCACACAUCAUGCAUAGGCCACACAUCAAUUCUUCAAAGUUUUGGCUCGCGGUUUACUGGGGUAUCCGAGAUAUUGAACGAUCUUUGCGGCCGAGAGAGCACACUAAAUGCGGAGAGCGGUCAAAAAGAAAAAAGUUUUGGCCGUAUUUUUGCCAGUUUCGCGGGGAAAUUUUUGAUUUUUUGUGGAAAGAGCACACUGUAUUAUGGUAGAAAUACGCAUAAACUUUUUUAUGGCAAAAUUCGCAAAAAAAAAUUUUUUUACUUUUUUCCAAUUUUUAAUUAAAAAAUCUCGAUUACUCCGUAUAUCGCCCGAAAAUUGGGAUUUUUUGUUCAUUUUCUCUUCUUUCCAGACUCUACAUUCCUACCUUUUGCAUGUCUACAAUCCUCAAAUACUUUUCAAUCCUUUCCAUUUCCGUAUUCCUCCCGUUUUUCGCCUUCAGUUCCCGUAAACAAUUACAAUUUCGAUUCUCCCAAAUUGUAAUUCAAUUAAAUCCCGGAAUAUUGCGUGUCGCUUUCGCCGAAAAUGUUACGCCAAAAUUCUGCACUCCAGGGUAAUGUAAAGCCGCCAUGAACGGGCCAUAUGACACGGUUGCGUACAGCGGCCGAGACGCCCGCUUUUCGUUCGCUUCCACCGCCCAACGACACCUCUCGCUGACGCCCAUGGUGCGGAAGAGGCCGGUGUUCCAGGUCAACUUCAACCUCAAGGAUCUGCUGCAGGUGGCGAGGUGUGUGAAAAUCGUUUUUAGGGGGUAAAAUACGGCGAUUUUUCUGUUGUAUUAUAUCAAAAAGAAAAUUUAUUUUUGUUAUUAUUUUUCUUAGGAAUUAAAAAAAACGCAAAACCACAGUAAUUUUUCUAGCAAAAAGUAAUCUUUUAUUGUAAAAUACGAACGCUAAAAAUGCUUCUACAUUUUUUUAAAGCCAAAAAUAAUACAAAAAAAUAAGAAAUGUCCAAAAAAUCAAUUUUUUCCGAGCAAACUUUUUUAUCCGCGGAGAUCUUUUUUCAUCUAGCCGCUGCGACUUUGGGGCCCAGCGACGGCUCGGAUCUGCGUUUUUUGCCGCAAAUUUUGUACAAUAACUCAGGGUAAAGAAAACUAACGUUAGUAAUAGCUAAAAUUAUAAAAAAUGGACAUAUCGUAAGUCUUCGACAAGUCUCCGCCGAGCCUUCGCCGAGCGUCCGCCGACCAUCCAAAGGCUUUGCCAGGCCUUGCACUGGCAAAGUACGCUUUCUACAACCUUUUUUUGGGUAUCCACCUGCCCUACGCCUUGUUGAAUCAAAAAUUUUGAGAUCAAAAAUUUCAACAUCUUCCCCUUCAAACCUUGGAGCAAAAUAAAAGAAACCCAAAAAAAAUCGUAAAACCUAAUUGGUCGGCCAAUAAAUCGUGUCCGUGGCCCAAAAAAAAAUCCGUGUCCAAAACUCUCGGGCCCUCGAAGGUUGCACCGAAAAAUCUUUGCCAGCGAACUUUCGCGAAAAACCCCGGCUACCGACAAGGGGUUCAGAAGGCCUCAGAAAAUUUGCUCGGCCUUCUAAAAAAAUUGAGGAGCCCUCAGGCAUCUCGAAAUUCGCCUUCUCCUUUCCCCCAAAUUGCCGGCGGGGCUUUCAAGUCGGCAGCGCAUUUAAAAAAGUUUUAUCGUCGAAAUGCGAAACCUUUCUGGGGCCGGCAGAUUCGGGUCUGAUUCUUUCCUCCUGCUUUCGGUUUUUCUUUCGUUUCCGCUGCGUAGGAAGUUGACCGAAAUUUGUGUUCUAAAUUUUCGACAUGUGGACAAUGUUGGGCUGCGGAUUCUGAGCGGAUUUCUUUUUAUUUUCGAGACUAAAAGAUGGACGAAGAAUUCAGAUGCCGGUUGCCUUUGCUGGGGUAGGUUGGUGAAGCGACGUCUUAGUCGACAAAAAAGGUCAAAAGAUUGUGGUCCAGCUUAAGUUUGGCACCAAAAAAGUAUCAUAGAGACCAAAAUGGCUGAUGUUUUCGUGAUUAUAUAGUCUGUCGGGAAAAUAAUGAGCACUCUGUCGCAUUGAAAAUCGCUGCCGAGAAAAUGAAUUGCGUCGCGGCAAAAUAAAAUUUGCGUUUCACUCAAGCGACGCGAUUGGCGCAGCGACACUGUUGUCAUUAUUUUCCAGACAGGCUGAUAGAAAAAUUACCUCACAUGCCUUAAAAAAUAAUAAUCCAAGUUUGUCGCAAAAUUUCAUUCAAAUUCGACAAUUUUGUUUAAAAAAACUCCCUUGGUCCCCCCUUACCAUAUUUUACAAAAAAAAAAUUUUCUCAAGUCCUCAAAAAAAGCCUCGGCUUCAAUCUAUCCCACAUUUUUGAUCUUUUUAGACCAUCUCAUCCAAAACUAACCCUCUCAAAAAACCUCAUAGCCUCAAGUGUUGCGGCCCAAAAACACCCCCAAAACAUUUCGCAGAGUAUUCAUGAUUUCAUCGGCCCGCUUUUUAAUGGAUUCUCACUCGCACGGAAAUAACCGUACUUUAAUCGGGUCCUGUAAUAUUUGCUUGUCACAUCAUAAACUCUGUCGUUUACAUUUUUUUCAUUGGAUAUAAAUUUCUUGCCAAAAUUAUGCAUGAAAAUCUGUGACAGGAUUAUGCAUGUACGAUCCAAGGGGGUUGGCUUCUUGAGUCGAUUAAUAACUAUUCAAGGAGUGUCGAGUUUCAUGGGCCAAGUGUUCGAAAAUUCCGGCUAAAGAGGUCAUGUUCGUACUUGAACGGAGGGAAAUGUUAAAGAAUGUUCGCUGGAUUUUUUUGAUGACAUUUUUUGCCAUUGGGCAAGUAUAGGGUCCGAAAUCUUUUAGCUAAAAUUUUCAGACCUUGUCUGAAACCUCUUUUCUAUAUUUUUUUAUACCUUGACAGAGUAAGAGCCCAAAAUUCAACGGCUAUCAGAGUUUAGAUCCCUCAAAAAAUCUUAAUUUUAUAAUUUUUCUUUACUUCUUUCAGCCUUUACAUAUCUACAACAUUUCAUUUCUAUUCUCUUUACCUUUAGUCCCAAUCCUUUUAUUUCUUUGUCAACCAUCUGUAAUCACACUUUACACCAUUUCCCUUCCAAUUCCCACCUCUUCGCCUCCUCGCCAUAUUAAUACAUUCCAGUAGCAUUUCCCAAUUUGUUCGUGUCUUUCGAAAAGGUCUAUAAAGCCAUGCACCUGGACGGUGCACCGGUUCGCCGCUAAAAUUGGAUUGGGACGGCGUUGUGGUGGGGACUCCCCGAUAAUGUCAAAUUCGAUAUUCAAAAGAAUGCAGGUGGAAUGGGGUGUCAAGAGUCAUGGGUAAUUAGGUUCCCAGGCCGGCUAACUUCGUUCUACCUGAGAUUUUCGACUUCAUUUGGGUUGUUGGUUAAUUUUGGAAUUGCUGCGGGCAUAAUAUGUUGGUUUGUUUGUCCUGCUGGGCUGUCUGGGGUAUCUUCAAUGAAUUAAAAAAAUGUCGGUUGAUUUUCGAACUUCCAUCAAAAAAGUCUUAAAAAAAUGUCAUAAUGACAGAUUUUACUUCAGAAGUUAUCUCUACCGUCUCUGCAGUCUUGAUCCACCACUAUUUUACGCUUCGUAACACUUCUCACACCUAAACUAACCCCCAGCAAAAAUCCAAUAUCAAGAGGACGAAAUGUCAAUUCCCAAAUCAUCCCAUUUUUUGCAUCAAAUCUUAGAUCUUCGAAUUGGCCGGCUUCCAUGUGCACUUAAAAUGCAAAAACAAUCCCAGAAGUACUUGUUUUUCUUACCUUACGUGCGCCGUUAUUCAAUUAAUUGUGAGAAAAACACACAAAUUUUGCGGCCUGGCAGACGAUAAAUAUAGCAGGUCUUCUGUGGUUAUUAUUGGCGAAAAGUUUGGCGCUCGUGGUAAGUUAGAGUACGGGUCAAAAAGUUUGAGAUGUUGUUUGUUGCGCAAAAUCACUUUUGUGCAAAAAGACAAGGCUUUUUGACAAAAAAAAAUUGGAAUAAAAAAAUAAAAAUGAUAAAAAUAGUUUGUUAUUUAGAGUGUUCGUCACGCAAAAGCUGAUCUUUACAAUAUUUACCCCCAUUUUUAUCAUUUUUUAUAUUAUCCUAGGCACCUAAUGUCCUCUGACGUAGAACCAGGUCAAUAUCUAAAAGUAUAACCACUACUCGGCUCAAUCCGCUUCCCUUCGCUUCUAAUCCCCUCAGGUGGCAAUCUUCCCACUCGCUGCCUUAAUUCCGCUAUUCGUUUUAAUCGAAAAUGUAAGAACGUCCGUAAAUAGUGGCAUAAGUCGGAUUUGCGGAUUAUUUUGACCUAUUCUCCCCGUACCGUACUCCGGAUUGUGUGUUAUGGAGACUACGUUGUAGAGCCUAGAGUAAAGAGGAUUUCUGUUCGAUGGUUUGGGGGCGUUCCCGGGUCGUGUCAAAUCGGGAGAAAGCGGGCCGAGCCCACCAUCAGGUGUCAACUGUAAACAGCUUCCGAGAACCGGGUUGUGGGUCGGUAUAAAACCACCGGCCCGCUGGCUACAUCUUUAGUUAGUCCGUACACAUCCGGGUGUUUCUAUUUUUCCCCAAUACUGCUGUAAAUUCACAAGCUGUUGUUGACUAAACACCUGAGCAAGUUUGGUUUCAAUCUUGCUAAAAGCUAUUGUAAGCGCCUAAAUAGUACUGUAAGAUAUCCACGAGUUGGUGUAAAAAUGUGUGCAAAGGUAUGGUCGCUCCUCAAAUGCACUCGUCGAGGAUUUUGUCGCACACUAACGGGACAUGUCGAGGAUUUUCGACCAAUUCAAUUGGUCAUCCGCAGCACAAGGCAAGGCUUGAACUUUGGGUUGAAAAAGUUGGUAAAACAAGGGAAAAUCUUCUUUAUUAUGCACUAUUAUGGCAUGGUAAGGCCUCUAAAACUCGAGUAAAUGAAGGACAAAAAAAUUUGAUUGAAAGGUUUAAAAAAGCGAACCACUUAUUUUCCGCACUUUUUGGCAAAAACAUCAUUUGAAUAUCUCGGCUAGGCCUGGAAAGGGGAGGUAACAUUGUGAGCGACUCUUUGUAGAGUGUCAAGUGGUCUAUUUAGAGUGUCAAUGCAAAAUUUGAGAAAAAUCGGAAGCCGACAUGAGCGGAAAUUUGAGAUUUUUUGAAAUUUUGUCAUUUCCUUUAGGUUUUUUCGAAUUUUCGUUGAAUAUCUCAACAAUCCUUGUAACGGGCGAGCUAAUAUUUUUAGGACAUCAUGAGUGGUCCAUCUAGAUUGUUUGUGCAAAAUUUGCAGAAUAUUGAUAAAUUCCCCUUAGGGCAAUUUGCCAUUUUUUCCAUUCGCUCAAGUUUUUGGCUUAAAUUUUUUUUCAUGUGUUCAAGUAAUAGCUUGACCUUUUAAAGUCUUACAUUACGUCUUCAAUGUACUCUACGUGACCUUAUAAAGCGCAGACACCAAGUUCGUAAACUUUGGAUUCCUCUUUGGAGAGUAAUCGCAUCUUUUGACCCCCCUUCCUUGUAACAAUUACAUUUCUUUUCGCAUUCCCCCUCUGGGUGUCCCGCAGUUUUAUGUGGGCCAUAAAACGACUUACUUCUUGAUACUUAACCGAAUUUUUGGGACUUAUGAACCCUUUCUUAUCGAAUUUAGCGCACAUUGCCUGAGGGGUUGAGGCUUAAUUGUUGGGAAUGGAAGUCCAACAAUUGGUUUUGGGGGUAAUUUUUGGUUCUGAACCAAUGUUUGUAGGAAAAGGGCGCUAGAAUUGUAAAAAAAUGGGGGAAAUUUAUUGAAAAAUUAAAUAUUUUUUUUAAAUUAAUAUUUUUACUAAAGUACAAAAAAAUUUUUAAUUUUAAAGACUAAUUUUUUUUUAAAUUUUACAUAGUACAGGGUGGGGCAUCUUUGUGGCCCGAUUUGAAUUGGCUAUAACUUCUUUAGUUUUUGGCCAAAUUUUAAAAUUCUUUUUUUCCCUGAAUCGUCAGCCAACCCCAUUUUGUUUGAUACCAAAUAUGUUAUACAUAGUAAGUGUAUAUCUACAGUUAUUGGAUUUAUUCUUGGAGUUCAUUUUUUCGGUCGUUUUUCGGUUGUUUUUUCGGUCUUUCCCGGUGUGUCCGGAAAUGGAGCACGGUAUGGAAGAAAAAUACGGUGGAAUUUACCCUCCCGAAAAUCGACGAUGAGAAUAAGAACAAAAAGUGAAGAUCAACCUCCAGAGUUCGUCGAAUGGUCCAUGGUGAAGGCAUUCCCUCGGUUCUGGCCAAACUUCGUGUACUCAUAUGCGGAUUUUCUCGGAAUUUUGACAAAACUUCUUCAAUUUUCAAUUCCGUUCAUACCCAUCUUUCCUGCUUUUUUUGUUUCCUGUUAACGCUGCCAGUCUCAAGAAACUUAUUCCACGAACGUCGAAUUGUCUUGCGAUCUUGAGGUUAGGCAUUACGUCCGUAUUUUAUGCGGUAUCCCCGUUUGAAAAUUUAUCGCCGAACCGUACUUGCUACACCAAACCACAGACCAAGCCUUUUCUUCCACACCGGACUCCAUUUUCGGACACACCGGGAAAGACCGAAAAAACAACCGAAAAACGACCGAAAAAAUGAACUCUAAGAAUAAAUCCAAUAACUGUAGAUAUACACUUACUAUGUAUAACAUAUUUGGUAUCAAACAAAAUGGGGUUGGCUGACGAUUCAGGGAAAAAAAGAAUUUUAAAAUUUGGCCAAAAACUAAAGAAGUUAUAGUCAAUUCAAAUCGGGCCACAAAGAUGCCCCACCCUGUAAAAAAUGCUUUUUUAAAAACUUGUUUUCCCCCAAAAAUCAACGUUAAUUCUGUAAAAGUAGUAAUUUGACAUUGCAGUAAAUACAUUCGUAGGACUUUGUUGUCGGUUAAGACCAGAUUUUUUUAUGGCCUGGGAACGCUCUAGGCCCAUAAUUUCCGAAGAACGGGUGGGAAGAGAGAGAAAAACCCUGAGGUUAUUUUUUCAUUCAUUUUUUAUUCUUGAGAGUUCGGGUUGAAUUGGAAUUAAUAGAGUUAGAGCUGAAGACGUCAUAAAACUGUGGGUUGCGAGAAACGUAAUUUUAAAUCUUUUUUGGUGGCAUUUUUCGACUUUUCGGGGAUAAACAAGCCAAAAGGGGUUGAUUAACUUGCAAAGAUUUUGGAAAAAAAUUGUGUCAUCUUUUAUCGCUAUAACGUUUCAAAUUUUACAGAAGAAAAUUCAUUUUUUUUGGGGGAACGUGUAAACAAAGCCUUGAAAAAAAUUUUUAUUUAAAAUUUUUUUGAUGUACAACGCUCGGCGAUUUUUCCAAAGCGCUCUAAAAACCUCAAAUAUGUGUUAUAAAAUUCUUUUUCUAACUUUGCGGAAAGUUUCUCGAAAAAACAAAAAAAAAAUUUUUCUUGAAAAAUUUUGCCUUGGUCCCCCCUUACCAUUUUUCCAUUUUUUAAAAAUCGUUCUAUUCUUUUUCUCUUUCUCUAACCAACCACAACUACUCAAAAACAUCAACAAACCGUAUUCCAAGCGGAUUUGGCCCCUUCAAAGUCCGAAAAACAUUAUAUUAAUCAAGGACAAAGAGCUUUUGUAGUUGAAGAAAAUUACAUUUUGAUGUGUUUUUCGCACUUCUAUUUUUGCCUACAGUAAUUUUAAGGCUCUUAAAUGUUUUUAAAAACAGUCAUUCAAUUUUUCAAAAUCAAAUUUGAGCCAAAAAUUAAAGUUUUUAAUUAUGAAGUCAUUCCGCAAUAUGCCUCCGGGCAUUUGCAAGAAUUUUUAUACUUCCUCAAAGACUCAAAAUCACUAAAAUUUAUGGGUCCGAAAGUCUUUUUAAAGCCUCCAUGAUCCCUGAACCGCCGGAAUUGUUUUUCCUCGCUUUAUUGGCAUGUAAUAUUCAACAUAUGCCCAGUCUCUAUGGAUAACCGGCCCGAAAGCUUGUUCAGUAUUCUGUAUUGCGUAGAAUGUGUGCUCUAUUCUUGACGUUCUUGGGAGUUUCGCCGAAAAUCAAGUGGGUUCGAAAAGUAUUUUGAGACGAAAAAUUAUGCAAAUUUAACUGUUAUCUUAGUCAUCUUACCUUUAAAACUUUAAACUUUGGGUAAAAAACAUCGCAGAGACCCUAAAAAUUUGUCUAAUAUUGACUCCUGACUAAAAACUCUCUGAAUUUAAUAAUUAUUCCUCAAUUUUAAUUUUUUGAAAAAUUUGAAUAUUCAAAUUUUAGAUCUUUUUAUUUCCAUAAUAUCCGCGAAAUUUGAUUUGCAAAAUAUUUAUCGAUGAUUAGUAGGUAUUUGGAGAGAAAUCCCCGACUUUUUCCGGUGCAAAAAUGGCGUCAUGGAAUCUGAUUUUGCGUCUCAUCAGACAAUUGGUCCUAAGGCAAGGAAAGGGGCAAAAAAUCGAGAAAAAAAUCAUUAAAAAAUACCGUAAUAGCAAAAAAUACAAUAUUAGGAAACUGUGUUUUAAAAAGCUACAUAAAAAUCGAAAAAAAAAAAUUUUUUAAUUUUUAAAAAAUUCCAAAAAAUACGGCUUAAAAAAAUAGUUAUAUUUCGGUACCACAGUAGCAAAAAUUAAAAAUUUAGGUAUUUUUUGCCCUAAAAGACAGCUUUUUAUUACAUCAAAAAGACACAUGUUACCCAUGAUGACUCUUAAAGGACCAGAAAAGGUAUUUUUUGAACCGAUUUUUUUAUCGGCGUAAUCAGGCAAUUUCGUGGCGGGACUAUCAAGGCAUAGAUGUGUUCUCGAUUUUUGGAAUGGAGAAUAAAAUCUUCAUGGGGAUUUUAAAUGGCCAAUUGGCCCAGAAUCAUUGAUAAACGUGCUGAACAAGGCGCGUAAUUUCAGUAACCCCAUCGAGAAUCCUCAUAUAAGUGAAAAAUUGAUGUUGUACUUGAUGGAGAAUUGCAAAAUCACAUUUUUUCCGUCUUUCAGGACCUAUUUGAAAUUUCAGGCUCCGAAAGGUUAUAAAAGUUGAUUAUUUGAUUUAUCUAUUCGGUGUUUAGUUCAGUUCUUUCUGUUAUCCAGUUUUCUUCAGUUUUAGGUAUCUCCAACAAUAAAUUUCCUUCGAACAAGGGUCAAGCGCUUUAGCAAGCUGAAACACAAUCCGCAGACCAACAAAGUUUUUAUUAAUAAGAUUAGAUGGAAACAGAGAUUCAACUUCGCGGGAAAUUGUCCGUACUGAUUGCUCCGUUCUUGCCAUGGCCAGCAUCGUUGUAUCCAUGGCCAGCGUCGUUGUAUUUUCACGACGUAGCACGAAUCUGAAAUUAAAAGAAAAUUUACAAAACCAAAAGGUCCAGUAGAUAUUUUAGCCCGAAUCUCGAUAUUAUCCAUGACCUCAGUUUAUCUAUUUUUUGUGUUACUAUAGAACUGCAGCUUGUAAAAAAGCAGCAGAAUUGUUACGUGCCAGGUCAACAUCUCACAAAAUUUUGCGCAAGAAAAGCAGAAAAAUAUCCAAAAUUCUAUCUAAAAUUUCUCCCCUCAGGCCCAAUGGAUAAAUUCGUCGAUUGUUUUAUCUAAAAAAUGAACAAAAAAUAAAAUUUCUCACCUGUCCACCAUAUUUCUUUCUCUCGGUCAUCCAUGAAUCCCGGAUCUCAAUCUGUUUUUAUCGAAACCUUCUUUUAGAUACCUAAAAAAGAAAAUUGUAGAAAUGUAUAAAAUUUUAUCAAGGCGGAAAAAGGAGCUCCGGUAAAUCAAGUUGCAAAUAUCAAGAUCAAAAUGUGGUCGUAUUUAGGUUUCCUUGCUACAUAAACAUGCACAGAACCGUUUUCUGGCAUUUCUAAGAGAAAAGAGUCAAAUACAAGCCUAAAAGACAUGAAAUAAACUUACGUAGACGUUUCAGAUGGAGCUCCUGGACAUUUCCCAUCUUAUUGAACAUGUAAAGCAAUGUUUCUGGCCAAUCGGCCAUUUAAAAUUCGCAGGAGAAUUUUAUUCUCCAUUCCAAAAAUCGAGAACACAUCUAUCCCUUGAUGGUCCCGCCACGAAAUUGCCUGAUUACGCCGAUAAAAAAAUCGGUUCAAAAAAUACCUUUUCUGGUCCUUUAAUAAAAAUUUAAUUUUUUGACCAAAGACUCUCUUGUUUCCGAGAUUUCUCAUAAAACAUAUUUCGACGAGACCUGUCAAUUAUUUUUUUAUCAAAAUUUCGAUAGUAGGCGGUUGAUUUGGCACUUUAAAAUUUGAUAAAAUUUUAAAAUAUCAGGGAACAAAGUAAGUUUAAAAAGUUGGUUAAAAAUAUAAAAAUAUAUCAAAAUAGUUACUAGUAGUAGUUUCAAAUUGACAAAACUGAGUGUAAAAUAUAAUAAUUAAUCUAUUUUUUUCAGUGACUCCACCGCGAAAAUGCGCUGUCGCCAAAGGAAGCAGCUUUUCCAACAGAGGAAUCAAUGCUGCGAUUUCUCGUUGGUUCUCGGCCUGGUCGGCCUAAUUCUGGUGGUCAUUGACACGGAGAUUACAGCACUCAACAUUGUUGGAAAGGUAAGUCGUCAUUUCAAUUGCAUCAAAAUAUAAAAAAGGCAUUCUUUGGCAUUUUCCGAAUAAAAAUAUUGAUAGUUUGCAAAGCGCGAUUUAAAAAUUUCGCAGUUGUGUUAUAAUGGCCAAAUCUAAAUUUGCGACAAGAUUCAUCAAAAUUGGAGCUUCAAGCGCUCCAUUAAAAAAAAAAAUUUUUUUUGCCUUGGUCCCCCCUUACCAUACUUUUUCUCGCCGAGCAAAAAUCAAUCUUCACAAAAUUAAAUUUUCAUUUUUCAUUCCAAAUAAUUUUUUCACUGCGUAUUCAAUUCAUUGUGCUCAUUAUUUUCCCGACAAAUAACGCCGCUUCAAUAAAUACAGGGUCUUACAAAAAACGUGAAGGAAAGUGGAAGGCUAUAACUUCCGGCGGAGGCGGUGCAGAGACUUCGUAUUUGAAAUAUGUAUUUUUAAAAGACAUUAGAGCCCCCAAAAAAUCCGACAUUUCCUGGUGAUUUUCAACCGAAAAAGUUCGAAAUUUCUCGAUCAUUUUCAACCGAAAAAACCUGGUUUUCGGGGUAGAGAUGCCUCUACUUCAGAAGGUCGUAGCGACGUCAGCUUGCACUCUAAAAGUUUUUUAUUUCGUAGACAAAAACUUAUGCCUUUUAAAAAUACAUAUUUCAAAUACGAAGUCUCUGCACCGCCUCAGCCGGAAGUUAUAGCCUUCCACUUUCCUUCACGUUUUUUGUAAGACCCUACUUUCGAUUUUUCAGAUGGAAUACCCCUCAAUUGCCCUUCGAUCGCUCGCCCUGAUCUCCACCGCAAUGUUGAUCGGGACCAUCAUCAAUUACCAUCGAAUUGAAGUUAAAAUAGCCCUGAUCGACAGCGGCGCCGAUGAUUGGCGUGUGGCGGUCAGCACCGACCGCCUGAUCAAGCUGAGCAUUGAGAUUUUGAUUUGCAUAAUUUGCCCCUUUCCCGGCAGCGGGAUCGUCAACUGGACGUAUGUCGACGAAGACCAUCAAGUGAGCUCCGUCCCCGUCCCCAUGGACGUCAUCAUGUCCAUCCCGAUGUACCUUCGGGUCUACCUGUUCUGUCGGUUCAUGGUCCUGCAUUCACGGCAGUUCCAAGACGCUGCAACGCGCUCUAUAGCCGCGUUGAACCGGAUUUCCAUGGACUUUUGGUUCGUCGUCAAGACGAUGAUGUCCGAUCAUCCGCUGAGGGUUCUGAUCAUGUUUACUAUGAUUUAUUGGCUGUGCGCGUCGUGGGCUUUCACUCAGUGUGAACGGUAAGUUAUAGAUACACAUUGAAUUUUGAGAUUUUUAGAAAAAAAAAAUCGUAUUUUUUCAAAAAAAAAUCGAAAAAUUCAAACUUUUCUUGUCGUAAUAAGGAACACAGUCAAUUUAACUAUAGAAAAAUCUCGAAUUUCAAUUUUUUCAUUCUGAAAUCCGAGGAUUUCCUGAAUUAAAAAAAAAACUUAUUAAAAAAUUCUGAAACUCUCAACUCUCAGAUUUUCAUCAAACUUUGCAAACACAAUCUAUGUAGAUCACAGAUUUAUUCCUGAAAGUUUCAGCCCAUCCUCUGUAGGUACAGCGGAGAUAUUGAAGAAUCUUUCGCAGGCAAGAGAUUAUGGAAAACGAGGAGAGGCGGUCAGAGAAAGAACUUAAUCGGUCUUUAUCUUUGAAAAUUUUGCGAGUCUAAAAGCAAUCAUAGCUCAAACUUCCAAAGAACGGCUGUAAACAGCUCUUUUCUCUGACCGUCUUUCCUCUUUUUCCAUAGUCUCUCGCUUGCCAAAUAUUGUUCAAUAUCUCGGCUGGGCCUUCAAAGAAUGGGCUGAAAUUUGCAGAGAUUUAUCUGUGGCCCAGGUAGAAAGUCUUGGCAAAAUUUGAAGAAAAUCGACCGGUCGAUUACCGAGCAUUGAGCUUCAAAUUUUCGCUGCUGACCAGAGAUUUUCUUGACAAAAAAAAAAACAAUUUUUUCAUUGUUUUGAUAGUGCACAGAAUUUUUUACAGUGCUUUGGAAAUUUUUUUGAGUAUUUUACAGCACCAAAAAGUCAAUUUUUUUGAUAAUUUAAAAAAAUAUCAAUCUAAAUUUUUCAGCUGGAAACGUCCCUUCGAGCACUACUACAUGAACUCUUUAUGGUUCGUGAUCGUCACCUUCCUCUCCAUUGGCUAUGGAGAUGUGGUUCCGAGGACCUAUGUGGGUCGCGCUCUCGCUGUAUUAACCGGAAUCGUUGGGGCGGGCGUCUCAUCGGCCUUAAUCGCCGUAAUUUCCCGCAAACUCGAGCUUUCCCGCGCCGAAAAGCAUGUCAACAACUUUAUGGCCGACUCGAAAUUGACGAAUCAACGGAAGAAUGCGGCUGCCUCGGUGUUGCAACACACCUGGUUUAUUCAUCGAUAUCAGCGCUCAGCGAACAAAGGCGAUGAUUUGAGGCUGCGACAACAUCAAAGGAAAUUUUUGAAUGCAAUCAAUGACUUUAGGAGGAUCAAAUGGGACCAAAGGAAGCUCCAGGAACGGGGAAAUUCGCUGUUGGAUAUUGGAAAGGUGAGAAAUUGAAUUUUUAGCGAGCUUUUGUGGGAAAAUUAUUGGAGAAAAAAGGCGAAAUUUCAAAAAAAAAAUCAAAAAAAAUUCUAAUUUUUCUCCCAGAAAAAUCGCCAAUGUUGCUUCUAAAAGUCGCGAACACGUUUACUAACCUUCAAAUUCGUCAUGAUAAAGACAAAAACGAUGAGAAAAAAAAGAUUUUCUAGAUUUUCUCUAGCUGAUCUCCUAAAUUUCCAUAGUCUCUCGUCCGCAAAGACCAGUGAAUAUCUCGGGUUUGCUGGCAAAUCAUAAGCUAAAAUUUUUAGCGAUUGAUUUGUGGGCUCCUCAGACCGUGUUGACAAAAUUUUACGAAAAUCGACCGGUCGAAUUUUGAUGAAAUCAAAUUUGAAAAAAAAAUCCAAAAAAUUUUGCAAAAAAUUUUGAGACUACUUUUUCACAUUUGAUUUUUCGCAUUUCAGCUUCACAACGAGAUGCACGAGACCCUGUGGGAGAUGCAUCGCACUCAAGACCAAUUUAUCAGUCAGAUCGACCUGCUCACUCAACGAAUCGGCGACCUUCAGACCGUCAUUCUCGGCCAACAACAGCCCAAUCCCGCGCCGAACGGCACUCUCUCCCCGCAAACUACAGUAACCCAUGCUGCUUAUAGUAGCCCGCCCAGCUCGGCGUACAACAAUUUCCCGCCCAACUCGAGCCAUCCGCCCUUCCAUCAGCCGAAGAUCUCGUCGCCCGCCAACCCGAAGCGAUACAGUGUGCAAGCGACCGCCAUAACGCUACCGGAGCACGUGCUGCAUGUUCAGAGGAGCUCAGUAAGUUUUUUCGAAAAUGGUUUCGUGGAAUUAUUGGCGUAGCAAAAAAUUUUUUAGAAAUUUUUUUUUUGCAAAAAAAGCAAAGGGGGGACCAAGGCAAAAAAUUUUGAAUCCGAGGUACCCCAAAAAAAAUUUUUUUUUCUAAUUUCGCUGAAACUUGAGAAAAAUUAAGAACGCGUUUUCUGAAGGCAUUUUCAGAACUUUCAGCCAGUGAUUUACAAAAAUUUCCGUGAUUUUAAGCUUGGAAAUUCCAAAAAAUUUCGAUUUUUUUUUUGGUUUCCAGCUUUGAAAUUUUAGGAUCUAUGACAAAUGACGUGAACAAUGUUUCCACAAAAAUCAAUCUGCUCAGAGAAAAAUUCGCAAAGCUAUACAGUCAAAAUAAAAAAAAUUGUCUAGCCGACUCUCCUCAUUUCACGUGCUCUCUCGGAAAAAGAACGUUCAAAAUCUCAGCUGUUCUUGCAAACUGCAAGUUAAAAUUUUCAGUGAUUGAUUUGCAUACUAUUCUGAGUGUGUAUACAAAAUUUGGAGAAAAUCAAAAAAUUUCACCUGAAUUUUUUUUUUCAAUUUUCCCCCUUGGUCCCCCCUUACCCACUUUUUCAAGUUCUAAUCCCAAAAUUUUUUCAGGACGCCCCGACCGGCAAUGGCGGUCUUGUGCAUCAGCAUGCCAUCGAGAAACGGGGUACGCUCUCCCAAACGUCCAAUGAAUUGGAGCCGGAGGAAACGGAUAUUUCGGCGUCGUCGCCGCUGAUUACGCGUCAAAACUACUGA
Bursaphelenchus xylophilus (pine wood nematode) is the source of this 24489-nucleotide messenger RNA. The record is from the annotation of a GenBank genome assembly. NCBI's taxonomy places the organism in Eukaryota, Metazoa, Nematoda, Chromadorea, Rhabditida, Aphelenchoididae.